Messenger RNA from Mobula hypostoma (lesser devil ray), 3488 nucleotides. It is a transcript of the gene cfap20dc, whose product is annotated as CFAP20 domain containing. Lineage: Eukaryota; Metazoa; Chordata; Chondrichthyes; Myliobatiformes; Myliobatidae. The transcript has 17 exons. Bases 115 to 2685 code for a protein of 856 amino acids. The record is from RefSeq and is a predicted model, not a curated record.
AAGAUGGUGGCUGAAGUUGCAAAUUGUUCCCCAGUGGGAGACAGGUUGAUGGAAGUCCGUUAAAAGUUGGUCGUUCGUAAUCCUGAAACACGGGGUUUUCUGUCUUUGUGCAUUAUGUUCAAGAACGAGUAUCAGGGAGGAGCCUUUGUAGAAAUCUUCAGCUCACAAGGCAAAGAUCCUGUUGCAAGAUGGAAGCUUUGUGGAAGUCCUGCAGUCCAGAAAGUUUUUGACAAAGAAGUGAAGAGCUACGUUUAUAUACUGGAAGGAAGCUGUCAGAGAAACAAAAUGCAGUUACCCAAGGAUAACAAGCAAUCACUUGGCCUGAUCCAGCGAUUCCUUGUAUUGCAGCUCUGUGUGCCUGUGGGACAAGACUUCUCUACGGAAUUGCUGAUUACUGAUUUGGGAAAUAACAAACGGCGACUAUAUUUAUCAACUAUCCAUAAGGAAUUUUCUGCAACUCCACUACAUGCAAAAAUACCACUCAGUAUCAUCAAACGAAAAAUUUGGAACAACAUUUGCAUUGAUAUGGUGUCAUUUACUAAUGCAGCAUUCAAAGGAGCGGGUUUUCAGUCUCUGGAUCGGAUUGUUGUCUCAGCCAAUUGUAAAUUAAGGAAGAUAUUCACAAUGAAACUCCAGCCACAAGAUACUACUUUUGAGGAUGAUAUGUACUCUUUACAGUGUUUCUCUGAAGGACCCACAGACAUAAUUCCAAAAUGCUGUCAGCUGGGCAUUGAUGUUGACCAAGUUACACAGCUUCUGAAUGUGGUAAAACUCAGACAAGGAGAACUAAGAAUUGGAAGCCAACAAUGCAUUUCAUCAGACUUAAACCAGCAUUCCAGUCGUGGAACAGUCAGCGCACGUAGUGUUAGGAACCAAGAUAUAUCACACAUUGCAUUUGGAUCAAAAGUGCUUGGACCACCUCCAGCUAUCAGCAAACGAGUUGGCACAACAGCAUCUAAAGAUUUACCAAUCUUAUUGGAUAAUAAAACAAGCAAACCUUCCUACCAAUCAUGCUGUAAUAAAGAAGAAAUCUCAGACAAACUGACUAGCAGGUCAGAAAGACAAGUUUCAAAUCAACCAGAACCAACUAAACAAAUAAACCAAGAAGAUAUUUGCUUUACAAAUCAAAGUACAGAGACUGCUACUUCAGGUACUUUCUCGCCACAUCAUGUAAACAGUGAGGCAAAAGCCAGUGAAAUGCCUGAUAUUUCAUCUUUUCAGAUGAAGACAACAUGUGAAAUAAACAGUAGUUCCAAACUUCAUCAGAGUAGGAGCAAACCAGAGGAUGAGGUUGAAGACAAAUGGCAUUUUACUGACCAGUCAGAGGACAGUUUCCGUUUCAAUUUCCCUCAUCAUUCCACACCCAAACCAGACCGUUCCAGAGACAAUUCAUGUUCAGAGCCAAAAUUCAGCGAGACGAGAAAUGAAAAUAAUUUGGCAUCUUUAAGUGAAGAUGAUGAAAAAGAGGAUGAAUUGAAAUUGAAGGACAUAUUUACAUAUUCAUCACAGCCGAGGUCAGCUCCUCGUGGAAAGUUACAGAAUAUCUCAUCACAAGGCAUUAUGUGGACAGUGGAUAUGAAGGAUGAUGGAGAACAGGAAAUGGCAGAUGAGAGCGAAGCUGAACUGGAGUAUGAUUUCCAUAGAAAUUGUAGCAGUGAGGAGGAGGAUUCACUGAAUAAGAUUACCAAACAACAACCUUCAGGUAGCAUGACAAAUUCGGAAGCCUCGCCAGUCAACCGUCUAUCUCAGACUUCAAUGGUUGUACCCUUGGAAGUAACUAAAAGAACUGCUUCAAUAGAUCGAUCCUUGAAAAGACCUCCUGCACUGGUCAAAAGGGACACAGAACAGUUUCAUGACACUUUUAAUCCAGUCCAGAGUCGAUCUCCCACAAGAUUGGAAGUUCCAGAUUCUGAAUUGAUCUCCGCAAAGGUGAAAGAUGACCAAUUUAGUCAAUCCAGAGCAAUGGUAAAAAGAUCCCUGAAAGAAAUACCAAAGGAAGACCCAAGGCUAACUACAGAGACAUAUAAAAUGGAUGCAGAGUUUACUGAAGUGAAGCAAAGCAGCAGCGUGUUCCUGGACCCUGUACAGAUUACAAAGAAGGAAGUGUUUUCUACCUUGAGUCAAAUUAGGAUGGAUAAAUCACCAGAUCCUGUGGAGGGAUAUGACUGGCUGCAAUAUCAGCCCAAGGAAAUGAGUGAAUCUGAUGAAGCAAGGAUGCUGGCUAGUUUACGGAGACAGCAACUUGAAGAAAUGGAAGAUGAUGGGAAGACAACCCACUUGAAUGCAGUUCAGCUCGGUGAUUGUGCCUAUGGUGAUGAUAGCAUUAGUACAAGCAGUGAUGAUACAAGUAUUUGGAGCACCCAAUACACAGGACCACCUGUCAAUCAAGGCCAUCACUACCAGAAUGAAAUGCUUUUGACCCUGUCUCAGAAAAAAAUGAAUCCUCUUCUUCUUUCAAAUCCACGUGACUGGGGUAAUAUUUUCAGUCCUCCCAUCAUUCUGCCCAGUGAACAGAUGAAGGACCAGAAAAAUAUUUCACCCAGACAACCAUUUCAUCUUCAAGACUUAAACAAUGACACAGCCAGUGUUACAGAAGAUCAGGAUGAAGUACUGGAUUUGUUAUAUGAUCCCUGUUUGAAUUGUUACUUCGAUCCAAAAACGGGAAAAUACUACGAACUGGCAUGAAUUUAAAAAUUGAGGACUUUGAAGUAUCACUGUUGCAUAGCAACGGCUUAAGCUGCAAGAGGAUUUUUGUUUCAAAGUAAAUCCUGGCAACCAUUGUAAAAUGGGAAUACUCCAAUCAGAAGAAGGCUGAGUGAUACAGACAUAGAGGUAGCCAUCUGAGAACUGCAGCAGCUCUUCGACAUGAAAGAAAGCACUUUGCCUUCCUUUAGUCAGGUGUCUGCACACAUUCCAUAGUUCUACAUUUUCAUGUUUCUCUCUGCGAUGUCAUGUACACAUUUGUAUUUUCUCGUGUGUGUGGUUGGCGUGACCCAUGCCUUAUAUUGAAUUUUACAAAAAAAUUAUUAUUAUUAACAAAAUAAUACUUUAUGGCCAUUGUUAAAUAGUCAAAUUGAAGAAAUGAACUUUGCAUACAUUAUUAAUAGAAAUAAAUUAAUAGUUGCCUUGAAAUUCACCAGUAGUUGACACAUAAAUCAUCUCAGCCUGGUGUAUUUGGCCUAAUAAUCCAAGGAAUAUAUUUCAGAGGCAGAGUAGAAUGUGUUGAUUUGACUGUAAUAUAUUAAGAAGUACUAAGUAGGGUUGAAUUUCUUGGCAAUUUUGGUUUGCGUUUUUUUGUACCUACAUUGAUACAAUAUAAUGCUGGUUUCUGUUAAUAUUAGUAAGCUGAUAGACAUCUGAUCAUAAAUAUUUCAGAAAAAAAUCAUUUUCAAUUUAAACACGUAACUCUUUGGUGUGUAUGUGACAUCACUUUAAAAGGAAUCGUUUAGAUACAGAAUCUACAACUGAAUAAAGAGGAUUAUCUUCCA